UAAAAUUUUAGUAUCUUUUGCUUAUUUAUUUAUUUUUUUUAAAUGUUAGCAUUACCUUAAUAUUUUUUUCACUAUCCAAGAGUAAUCUCACAAAGAUUAUUCUCUUUUAAAUUGAAAGACAAAAUGAUUGCCAUACUUUAUUCAAGGAAAAUCCAUACUAAAUUUUUAUUCUAGAUAUUGCAGCAAAUUUUGUGUAUUUUUUUUCUACAAUGAGAAACAGAAGAAAGCUUCUGCUCCUUCUUCAAUAUUUUCUGAUCCUUUACUUCCUCUCUUUUGAGACCUAUCUCUCCAAUGAAAUGAAAACCAUUUGUCCAGGCCAAUAAAUCACUGUCUGGUAAUCAAACUAUUGCCUCAAAAUAUGGAAGGUUUGAUCAUUGAACUCGAUGAAUAUAUUCCACUGUUGCGGUUCUUGAGAACAGUGGAAACCUUGUUUUGAGAAAUAAUUCAAACCCUUAAGUCAUAGUAGCUCGAAUCUUUGAUCACCUAACAGAUACUUGGUUGUCUGGUGCCAAGCUCGGAAUAGACAAUAUGGCCAAGAGAAGGCAAAUUAUUGAUUAAAUACAAACAAAACUCAAUUAUUGAAUAAUACUAUUUCUCUCUCUUUUGCUUUUAGUAAAGCUUUUUUUUAUUUCUCUUUUCAGUCCAUCACAUCAAGCAUCUACUAAUAUUUAGUAUUUAUACAAGAAUAAUACAGCUUCUAUAACAUUUUUUGUUUUUCUUAUUCUCCUCCGGUCACCAUUUUUGGAAACAAUAUUUGGUGGAAAGCACUUUAAAGUGCUCCAGUAAUUAUUUCAGCUUUUUAACAGGGCCCCAUGACAAACUGGCCCUUUGUUGACUAGCCACGGUGGUUUUCCUAGAAAGCAUAAGACCCAUCACCACCAUCGGUCUACUAGCUCAAACAGCUCAAGCAGAAUACUGAAAUUUGUUCUUGUUUCUAUUGUGCCCUGGAGUUUCUUUUCUACUUUCCUCAGAGGAAAAUUUUUUGGUUUCCUUUCUUAUUUGGAUCUCUAGAAGUGCUGGAAAGAGCCCCAGUGGUCCUCGCAGCUUUAUUAAUUCCAAAGUGAUCAGGUGUAAAUCUCUUGAAGUGGUAGAGACAGAGUACAGAGGAGAGCCCUUGCAAUUGCAACACUGAAUCCACAAACUUUAAAAGACUGCCAAUUCAGAUGACAGAAAGAAAGAGGAGCAAAAAGAGUUGAAGCACAAAAGUGGGAUUCUUCUCUAUAAGCUCCUGGAGUUUUCGAUAAUUGAAAGUGCUACAUUGAUUUCUCCAUUUCUCUCAUUAAUUAUUUCCAUCGGUCGAAUUGGUGUAGAAGGGAUUCCCAGCAGUUCAGCAGCUCCACAUCCUCACAUCUUGAUUUACUUCAAGUGAUAAGGGACAUUAAAGCUAAUACAAUGUCUGACCUUGUCGGGCCAAUCCUUGAAGUUAUAAAGUUCAUCGGCCGUCCAGCUAAAAUAUAUCUUAAUUACCACAGAAAAUUCAACAAAUAUGUGGAUGAUUUCAGACAAGCUCAAGCAGAUUUGCAAGCUAGGGAGGCAGAUAUUCAACAGCAAUUGCAAGAUGAGCAUCAUUUUGGGAAAGAGUCAAAGCAGGAAGUUGGAAGUUGGUUCAGAAAAGUAGAGGAGAAGAUUGGUUAUGCUCAACGUGUUGGUGAUAAAAUCAGUCAAGGGAAAUAUCUCUUUCGUUCUUGCUUAGGGAAGCUUGUUGAUGAAGCGACUCAAGCAAUGAAGGAAGUACAUGCUGAAGGUCAAUUCUCUAAUGGCUUGGUGGUUAAUGAUUCUUCAACUACAAAGGUCAAACUGCCAACAGAAGAGUUAGCAGGCACUACUAAAGCAGAAGAAAUUUAUCAAUACUUGAUGGGAGAUGAAGUUAGAAAGAUUGGAGUGUGUGGGAUGGGAGGGAUAGGUAAAACAACAACAAUGAAGCAUGUCUAUAAUAAAUUGGUGGAAGGAACCAAAUUUAGCAAAGUAAUUUGGACAGUUGUAUCCCAGGACUUUGAUAUUCGAAGGUUACAAAAGAAAAUUGCAUGUCAAUUGAAGGAAGAGUUGUCAGAUGACGAAGAUACAACCAUACGUGCAGCAAAGUUAUCAGAAAUGUUGAGGAAACAAGGGAGGUAUGUGCUAAUAUUGGAUGAUGUGUGGGGCAGCUUUUCUCUUGAGGAAGUCGGGAUCCCUGAGCUAAAAGCAGAUAAUGGAUGCAAAUUAGUGUUAACAACACGUACAGAAGAGGUUGUUCGAUCAAUGGGUUGUAAGAAAGUCCAAGUGCCCUGUCUUUCUACAGAUGAGGCGUGGCGGCUAUUUUUAAGCAAAGUUGGACAAGACAUGUUGCCCAGUCCAACUUUAGAAACAAUUAUGAAAGAUAUUGUGGGAGAAUGUGGUGGACUUCCUCUUGCAAUCGUCACAGUAGCUGGUUGUAUGAGGGGAAUAUCCGAUCCUCUUCUCUGGGAAAAUGCUUUGAAUGAGCUGAGAGGUUGCAUCGUCAGCAUCCAGGGUGUGCAAGAAAAAGUGUUUGGAUGUUUAAAAUUCAGCUAUGAUCAUCUAAGACAAAUAGACCGAGAUUGUUUUCUGUGUUGUGCAUUAUAUCCUGAAGAUUAUGAAAUUAAAAAAGAGGAAAUCAUUGAAUACUGGAUGGAAGAAGGACUUAUAGCUGAAAUGGGAACUAGAAAAGCAAUGGAAGGUUGUGGUCUUUCUAUUUUGCAGAAGCUCGCAGAGAAUUGUUUGCUAGAAUGGGUUUGGGAAGGUACACAUAUAAAGAUGCAUGAUGUUGUUAGAGAUAUGGCGUUGCAUAUCACAAGAAAAAGAUUUUUGGUAAAAGCUGGUAAGCAGUUGGAAGAGCUACCAAAUGAGGAAGAAUGGACUGAAGAUUUGGAGAAGGUUUCUUUAAUGGACAAUUCCAUAUCAACAAUUCCUCCAAAUAUGAAGUCUCCAAAAUGUCAAAAGCUCACAACCUUGUUACUCUCAGCAAAUUCAUUGGAACAAAUUCCAGAAUCUUUCUUCGCCUACAUUCCUAAUCUAAAGAUUCUUGAUCUUUCUAAUAAUCCUCUUGUGAAUUUGCCGAACUCUAUCUCUAAUCUGGAGAAUCUCAAUGCAUUGAUGCUGCAUCGUUGUGGCAGUUUAGAAAUUUUGCCAUCUUUAUCGAAGCUUCUAGCUUUGAAGAAAUUGGACCUUGGAGAAACUUCAAUCAAGGAAAUCCCUCAAGGUUUGGAAAUGUUGGUAAAUCUUAGAUAUCUCAAUCUUCAAUAUACUAUGGAAGAGAUCCCCAAUCGAUUAUUGCCGAAAUUGUGUCGUCUUCAGUAUUUGGCAAUAGAUACAGCAUCGAAACUAGCGAAAGAGAUAAGUGAGUUGAACAAGUUGGAAGUUUUUGAAGGUUGGUUUAGUAACUUGGGUGACUGGAACACGUAUGCUAGUCAGAGAAAAAGGCUUCAUAAAUACAACAUUUCGGUGGGUUACUGGCAUUUUCCAGCAAGUAAUUAUAGUAAAAUUGUUGCAUUUGGGGGUUGUGAUAUUAAUUCUGGAGAGGGAAUUAUACUUCCAUAUGAUAUUCAGCAAUUAGAAUUUUCGGAUUGCGAAGGUAUGAGAAGUUUAAACGAUAUUUGUGAAUUGAAAAAUGCAACUGAUUUGAAGGAAUGUAGAAUUGCGCAAUGUGAGGAGUUGGAGUCCAUUUUUUCAUCGGGGUGUCAACGUCAAACAGUUGAGUCUCUAGAUCUAAGUCAUUUAGAGAAUUUGAAGGUUUUAGUCGAAGGGUCAUCAGUAGGCACAUUUUCCUCCCUCAAAAAAAUCCAUCUAUUCAGUUGUGGAAAAAUAAAGAAUUUGUUCUCAGCUAAGUUGGUUCUCCACAACUUGGAAUAGAUCACUGUUGCAUAUUGUGGCAAAAUGGAGGAAAUAAUAGUAUCAGAGGAAGAAGGAAUGGGUACCAUCAAAUAUACACUUCCCAAAUUAA
Durio zibethinus is the source of this 3937-nucleotide messenger RNA. Its product is annotated as putative disease resistance protein At4g27220. The record is from RefSeq and is a predicted model, not a curated record. Gene Ontology annotation, molecular function: ADP binding; ATP hydrolysis activity; protein binding. NCBI's taxonomy places the organism in Eukaryota, Viridiplantae, Streptophyta, Magnoliopsida, Malvales, Malvaceae.